Molecule: messenger RNA, 1749 nt
Organism: Medioppia subpectinata
Lineage: Eukaryota; Metazoa; Arthropoda; Arachnida; Sarcoptiformes; Oppiidae
Source: the annotation of a GenBank genome assembly
AUGUUCGCACUCAAGGUAAAGUUUAGAUGCAGUGAUGAGUUGAAUGUUGAGCACAAAUACAAUGGUUUUAAGACAACAUUUGAAGGCAAAGAACUGGACGUAUAUUUGGGAAUCCCUUUCGCCGAACCACCGAUCGGUGACUUGAGAUUCAGAAAACCCAAACCAUACAAAUGGGACGGACAGGUGAUCGACGCGAAGACAUGGCCUAACAAUUGCAUUGAAGUGGCUUUGAUGCCAAACAAUAGCGAAUGGUUUCGUCAAAACAGCGAUGUUUGGAGCGAAGACUGUCUUUAUCUCAAUAUAUGGUCGCCUCAGAGAAAGUCUAGUUAUACUCAAAGACCUGUAUUGGUUUGGAUACACGGCGGAGGACUUAUAGCCGGUUCGUCCACUCAUGAGCUGUCAAAUGGUGAGGCGUUGGCGGCGUUGGGAGAUGUGGUGGUCGUCUCAAUACAGUAUAGACUACACGCGUUGGGAUUCCUGUACAGCGGCACCGAUGAGGCGCCCGGAAAUGUGGGGCUUUGGGAUCAGGCAAUGGCUCUCCAAUGGAUUCAAGACAAUAUCGCUCACUUCGGCGGCGAUCCAAACCAAGUGACUAUCUUUGGCUGCUCUGCCGGCGGAUGGUCUGUAAGUCUACACGUGUUGUCUCCCAUUAGUAGAGGUCUAUUCAGAAACGGUAUUGUGAUGUCGGGCGCAGGGAUUGUGCACCAAACCGGCCAAAGUCCUCAACAAUCUCUACAAAAUUGGUUAAAAGUGGCGAAAGCGGCCAAAUGUGGAGACGGAAAACAAUUCACCGAUAAAGACAUGGAGUGUUUGCGUCAAAUACCGGCCCAAGAGUUGGCUCAAAGUUACAGUCAACCGGAAAUGACAAGCGAUUGGAUGGGAAUUAUGGCAAUCGUCACAUACGGCGAUCAGUUUCUACCCGAAAGACCACUGGAUAUGUUGGAGAAGAAGAAUUUUAAGAAAGAUAUGUCACUUCUGGCCACUACUUGCGAGGACGAGGGCGGGCUAUUCCUUCCCCGUCACGUUAAUAUCGAGUAUUUUAUACCACAUUCUGAAAUAAAACUAUCCAAAGAAGAGGCGAUAGAGAUAUUGAAGAACAUAUCAAAACAAAUAAAGUCCGCCAUUCCGGUCAAUGUUGAAGCCGGUGCUCGACUUUAUAUGUCUUCGCUUCCAUCACAUGAUAGUGAACUACUUUUGAGAACUAUUGGUAUAGCGAUGGGAGACUUCCUUCUGGUUUGUCCGACAAAACAGUUUGCGAAAGCGGUCUUCAGUGACGGAGAGACCAAUAAUAAAGUAUACGAAUAUCACUACACGAGUGCAGCCAAACCAACCCCAGGAAAGCAUUACUGCAGCAAAUGGAUGGGUGCCUGUCAUUGCAUGGAUAAUAUUAUGCAAUUUGGUUAUCCUAUAAGACAUCCUGAAGGAUAUUCCGACCAAGAUAUUGCUCUGUCCAGAAGAAUGAUUGACUCACUUGCAUACUUUGCUAAACACAAUGAACUUCCGCCACAAGAAGGUAUUGAAUGGCAAUCGUAUUACACAUUGAAUGGAGAUGUGGUUCGACCCCAUUAUGAGUGGGCGAUCGCACCCAACGCUGGACUCUUCAAGAAUGCACUCAAAGAGACUGAAUGCAAGUUUUGGAAGUAUUAUAUCGAUAGACAAUGAAUUCAUAAAAAUAAGUGUUUUAUUAAUCAUUAAUGAGAGUAGUUUCAUGUGUUUUAAUUAAUAGUAUUUCGUUCGCCAAUUCACAGG